Messenger RNA from Tuber melanosporum (Perigord truffle), 1387 nucleotides. RefSeq lists its product as uncharacterized. NCBI's taxonomy places the organism in Eukaryota, Fungi, Ascomycota, Pezizomycetes, Pezizales, Tuberaceae. Bases 1 to 195 code for a protein of 64 amino acids. The transcript is spliced from 2 exons. The record is from RefSeq and is a predicted model, not a curated record.
AUGGUGCAGUGGCUUCUGCAGUUGUCACAACGCUCCCAACGUCGCCGCGGCCGUGGCUUCCUCAGCCCCCGAAUCCACUCCUCCUCAGUCCCCACACGCCCCACAGCCUCCGGAUCCACCCCACCCGACUGGGAUAAAACCGGCAUAACCGCUACCUCUUCUUUCUCCACCGAGUGGGUUGAGGUCCUCAUUUAAGUUUGCAUUGUGGUUGAGGUUCCUGUGGAUCUUGCUAUCAUUAUUGUCCAAAGUACCACCAUCAUCACCGUACCCACAACCAUCAAGACAUCUCUCGUGCAUAUGCCUCUUCUCAAAGAAGUUAGUGUCUUCGAAAGCGAUAUUGUGGUUGGCGUUGAAAUCGGUGUUGUCGCUGUUGCCGGACCCAGACUCACCGCCGGAACUGCCGCCGCCGCCGCAGCAGCCAGCACUGCCGAAAAGGCCAGGGCCACCUCCGGAGAAUCUACUGCCGGUAAGGCCAGCCGACAAGUUACGAAAUUUAAGAUUGAAUGGUUCCGAAACAUCCCCUAACGAGAGAAAAAAAGGUGCUGCUCUAUCCUCACGUCAACAAGGGUUUGCGUGUAGCUAUCGUGGAGAGAACCAUCACUCAAGUUCUUCUUCCUACCGGUUAUAGGAGGCAUGAAAGAGGUGGCGAUAGAAGGGUCGAGGGAAACCAGGCACAGGAUGCGGUGCGGUGCUAGUAAAAAUUGCGUCGGAUAGUGCCGGGAUCGAUGCAACUCUCACUCGAUGCCCUUGCAGGUGAAAAAGAAGCCUUUCUGCCAAGUUCAGGGAUCGGAGGCAGUUUCCGAUGCAUGUCUUAUACCGGUGUUGGGAAAACCAUACCGGUACUAUGAUACUCCGUAUACCAGAGUUCUGGGGAUAAUCAUCUUGCUUAGUAAUACAAGUUGACGGUUGUUUUGUUUAGGUUAGAUACCAGUUGAACUGCGUUCUUGGCAAUAUUAACUUGCAUUUUGGCAAUUUAACAGCUAACAACUGGAUGGGACAAUUGGGUUUGAGUAUCAUACACCUAACUUUAAACCCCUAUGGAUCACUUAGAAGUUAAUACUUUUUAAAAAAACUUUCUAUUAGCUGACUCUCCUGCUUCUUCUCUGUCGAAUGAUAUAGAGAAACGAAACUAAGGCUGUUGUGGAACCUUGGCAGUCUGAAGUUGGGGGGUUUCUCGGGACCGAAGUGCUCCGGUUAAAGAAUUCCCCCACCAUACCUGUACAGUACUGUACAGUAUCGGUACUGAAAAACGAAAUCGCGGGUCCCCAAUCUAUUUCACACAAAAGGGUUACUUAUUACCACAAAAGCAACACCUUACUUCCAGAGUACCCCAAUAUGUAGGGGUUCAACUCUUUCUUAUCACAAAGAAGUAUGCAAAGGUAAAGGU